GGAAGGGAUUCCCCCGCUCGUCCGCGCUCGCCGCCCGCGUCACUGCGCGCUCGCUGCCCGGUGUCUUCCCCGCGCUCACGGAGGUGUGUCACGGAGCUCCCCUGGCCCUCCGGGAAUGUUUGAUCCACACCGACGUGAAUUUUCAUGAGGCAGCCUCCGAAUGACGUGGAGAUGGCGUUAGGUGGGACUCUCUUGCCGUCCAUUUCCACCUUCGCCAGCGGCCCCGCUGUCUCCGGCAAGCCUGUAGGAAGUGGCACCCCAAGAUGGAAGGAGGAGUUGUCCCAUCUUAAGAGACUGAGUGUGCCAACGGGCCCUAACGUGGACCACCCCCCUGCCACCAGCACCGCCAGUCCCAGCAUGUCCAAGAAAGACUCUGAGCCUGAUCUGGACUUGGACUACGACUUUAUACUCUCCAACUCUCUGCUGCAGCAGCAGCAGCAGCAGCAGCGGCAGGAGGAGGAGAGCAUGGCCUGCUCCUCGGCGCGGGCACCUUCUCCUGCGUCUUUCUCAUCCUCCUACCCGCUUCCUACUUCUCAGGACUCAGCCAGCGAGCUGCUCUACACCAUCCCAGAUAUCAGUGACGUUUCCCCUUCUGGAGGUUUUGUAGCGGAACUCAUGAGGCCGGACUUGGACCCGGCCUACCUGCAGCCCACCAGUCUGCAGGGCAAGUUUGUGGUCAAGACCACCAUGGACCUGGGUGAGUACGGCCAGGCCGUGAACGUAAGCAAAGCCACGGUGCCCGAACCUCUACGUGCCUCGCCGCCUUUUACCUGCCAGAGGAUAAAGCAAGAGAACCCCAGUAACUGCACCAUCUCAACGCCCAUGGACCCCCACUUGGGGAACGCGCAAGGCCGAGGAUCUCAGCCCAGACCGUCACACUUGGAUCUACACGGAUUCCCGGGCGGCGGGAGCAGAGCCUUGUCGGGCAGAUUGUCCUCGUCGUCUUCCAUUUCCCCGGACCAUCCUCUGAGCCGGGAGCACCAGAUACUGGGUCACCCCCACUCCCAUUUACCUCCGCAUGGAUACCACCACGGCUCCCCGCAGGGAUUCACCUCCUACCCACAGACCUCAGCCAUGCAGUACCAAGAUGCUCUCAUGGUGGCCUCUGCCGACGGUGUGACGGAGGAGCCCAAGCCCAAACGCGGGAGACGCUCGUGGCCCAGGAAGCGAGUGGCGACGCACACGUGCGACUACGUCGGCUGCGGAAAAACCUACACCAAGAGCUCGCACCUGAAAGCUCAUCACCGCACGCACACAGGGGAGAAGCCGUACCACUGCGACUGGGAGGGCUGCGGCUGGAAGUUCGCACGUUCGGACGAGCUCACGCGACACUAUCGCAAACACACGGGCCACCGGCCCUUCCAGUGCCAGAAAUGCGACCGGGCCUUCUCCAGGUCCGACCACCUGGCCUUACACAUGAAGAGACACUUGUGAGAGCGGGACCAUGGGCUCCAAGAACUCUGAGCAAACUUUCCCAGUCAUCUGCCUUCAGGUUACUAGACAGGCUGUGGCCUUCACGGCAACAAGGAAAAAAAAGAGGAGGACUCUUUGAGGACUCGGGCAGGGUUGUAAACUUUUAUGAAACUGGAAUUUGUCUUAUUUAUGUGACAAAACUUGGAGGACCAGGUGCCAACGACUUAACUGGAAACGUACUCCUUCCAUGGAAACCAGGGCAAACAUCUCCAGAGGCCUUUUCACCAGCAGCACGCCAUUUACACGCCACCUGUCACCCGCCACACACCCGGUGCGCCUGCAUUAACCCCGGAGCGCCGCAGCAUCGUGUUGUGGAAGAUCAUGAGCACUGCCUGUUAGGAGGGGCAAACACCUCCAGACAGUCACGUCUUCACUCACACGAUCGCCUCUUGACUAACUUUCGCUUGAGGCGGGUGUUUGUGUGGUUUUGGCUUCCAAACACUGCAUCCAAAUUCAGAGUGGGUUGUCGCAACCACCAGGACACAUUUGAGAUGAGCGGAGACUUGUGAUGCAUAUUCUGAUGUCAUGAACAUGUCAUCUUCAUAUUUAGUUAGUUUUUUUAAGUUAUUUAUUUACGGAGGUCAAGAGACACCGCGUGAAUUUUAGCGCCGCCGUGAAAUGGGCUCUUACAAACGUGUCGAUGAAACACGACCAGCUCAAGGUGUCUCUACUGACACCCAGUGUUUGACAGGAGAAUUGCCGCAAAGGAAAAUAACCCCCCCCCCCCCCCCCCCCCCCCCCACUCGGCGCGUCUGUCUUCAACUCGCCUACUAACGUAGGAAUUUGACGUCAUACAGCACUCGCGAAAUAUGUGACCCGUCUGGCUUCGUCGCAUCUGGUUUGCUGACGAUGGAUGAGGAAAACAUUCGUGUUGUAUAAACUUACAAGCACGUUUAAAGGGAUGGUGGUUAAGCUAUUCAAUACAGAUAAUAAUAUUAAUAAUAAUAAUAAUAAUAACAAUAAGAAUAAUGUCUUGCACCAUUUGCCUCUGACGUUCUCAAAACACAAAUUUAGGUAAAUAUAUGCACUAAUAAAGCUAAUCUAAUCUAAUGUAAUUGUGAGUGAAAGUCUCCGCUGCUUUUAAUGGCAACACGCCGAGGGCCGCAGCCUUGUUUUUCGGUCAAUAUCAGGGCGAUCCGAAAUCAUUUGUACUGUGAUUAAGCCAUUUAAAUUAAGAUGUAAUUUAUUGAAAUGGAAAAUGAGUUUUCUAUCAACUAUUUAAUUCUAAAUUUCAUGACUAUAGCUCAUUUAAUGUGCAUGUGUAGGCAAUGUCAUGGGCUGGUUUAACAUCGAUCGGGUCCAUAAACUGCAUAGCUUCGUGGCUAAAUAUAAAGAUGGCAGGUCAAACGAUCAGCCCUCGUCUGGAUGAACUGGAAAACGAAAUAUUGAUGGGCUCAAAAUACAAUUCUCAUGUUUCUUGAUGCGUCUAAACAUCAAAGGCAUUGCAGAAUGACUGUCACAUUUCCAACAAAAAUACAAACCUUUCAGUUUUCAAAUAAUUUGAAAAUACGUAAUGAUGAAAUAAAUUCAUUUUUUGAUGGCGUGGAACCAAUCGGUCAGGUUUCACUGGAGGCUGCCUUAACAGUAACAGUCAGUAAAGACACAUUUCAC
Molecule: messenger RNA, 3084 nt
Organism: Synchiropus splendidus (mandarinfish)
Lineage: Eukaryota; Metazoa; Chordata; Actinopteri; Syngnathiformes; Callionymidae
Gene: klf4
Product: Kruppel-like factor 4
Exons: 5
Coding region: 145-1434 (429 amino acids)
Biological process (GO): regulation of transcription by RNA polymerase II
Molecular function (GO): RNA polymerase II cis-regulatory region sequence-specific DNA binding; DNA-binding transcription factor activity, RNA polymerase II-specific
Source: RefSeq, a predicted model, not a curated record